AUGGGCCGUAUUCCCAUAAAGGUUCCCCUCACCCCUACGUUAAAGCACUCAAUAGGCGCAACGCUGCUACUAUUGGCUUUCAUUCUUUACAUCUAUGGCGUUAGCGCCCCAGUAGUGCGAAUUACGGUUGACUUCGUUGUAGUGUAUAUUUGCUCUCCGUGCCGUCUCUGUGGGCUUUCUGGACUUUGCCCAAACAGACUUCCUGGGAGAAAGGCGUCGCAUCUUCUGUGUUUUGUUGUGGCCGACUGCAGGAUGACGAUGGUGCUGCGGGUACUGGCCAAGUACCAGUUUGUGGACGUGUUUUCUACUAUCAUUUUGAAGGCUAUGCACUUAACGAAGACGUUCUCGAAUAUUUCUGCAUUCCUUGGGGACAUAGCAAUGCCUGACGUUCAAAGCAUUGGUCUGUUGACGUGCUACUUCAUAGCCAACAACAUUGACUUUUUGGGAGCGCGCCUGCCUGGUACUCCUCUUUCGCAACCUAGCGGAGCCGUAGAGAGCCUCUUGUGGAACAUGAGCGGCUUCUGGGCAAUGGUAGCGCUGGGACUAAGCGCGUCGCAAGUUCACAGACUUGCGAUUUCAUUUGAAGAUAUAUGUCAGGAUAUGCAUGCAUUGUUCCUGGCUUCCACGCCCGAGUUAACCGCUCCAAUGGAGAAUUCGAAUAUUCUCAACUGCAACUCGCGGAGCAGGAGGAGCAGGAGCCCGUCGUUGGGAUUAAUACUUCAUGGAUGCGUGCGGAUGGCUGCAUCAGUGGCUCUUCUCUUGCCCAUCUGGCUCAAGCCUACGGACAUACUUGAGGUUGACAUUGGGCUGGUAAAUAAGCAUCUGCAAGGGUUUACGGACUACGUAAACCCACUGUUGAAGGAGAUUCUGCCCAAGACAGUCGGUGACUGCGCUUCCGCUGCCCAUGUAGCUCCACAGCCAUGCUUUGGAUCGAUGCCUCUUGCCUUCAUUCGGACGAAGGUUUACGAAGCUACAGCCCGCUGGGCCACAGGUUUAAAUACGACCGAGCUGCUGGCUGUGCGCUUUGGUGCAAUUCCGGAGAACAGGAUUAUGUUGACAGUUACGGGGAAAAUCAAGUCCCUUGCUUUGUCUUUAAGGAUUGGUGGGUGUUUGUAUGGCGAGGAUCCUGGGAGGUGCCCAACCAUAUGGGAUGGGACGGACGGCUGUUGCGGAGAUGACAUCAAAUUCAGGCUCCAAAUGAGCGUCAUGUGCAACAGUUCGUUUCCGUAUCUUGCUGACGCAAUUCUUGCGCCUACGCAUAUCUCAAAGCUUGUCGUGAAGGAAAAUAUUUUGGGAAUUUUCCCCGUAGAAGUGGCGGAUAUAACGCAAAUCGUCGAAGACCAGCUGUCUGAAUGGGCACGAGCCUUUCUUGAUCCACAUAACAAAUGGAUCCACUGGAAGGAUGGAGAGACUUUAAGUGUUAUCAGUCUUUUGAACGUGCUACUAGAUAUAAAUGCGCCAGGUGGAGUCAGAUGCCCUCGCGUUUAA
Molecule: messenger RNA, 1488 nt
Organism: Eimeria mitis
Lineage: Eukaryota; Apicomplexa; Conoidasida; Eucoccidiorida; Eimeriidae
Exons: 7
Coding region: 1-1488 (495 amino acids)
Source: RefSeq, a predicted model, not a curated record